Prunus avium (sweet cherry) is the source of this 362-nucleotide messenger RNA. Lineage: Eukaryota; Viridiplantae; Streptophyta; Magnoliopsida; Rosales; Rosaceae. The record is from RefSeq and is a predicted model, not a curated record.
GGAUUGAUAUGAUUGGAGCAGCUUGUGAAAGUGCUGAGAAAGUAUUGGCUGAUACGCGUAAAGCUUACUGCUUUGGAACUCGUCAAGGCAUACCUAUUGUUCCUACUCUGGACAAGGCUCAGGCUGCCAAAAUUCAAGAGCAAGAAAAUCUUCUCCGUGCUGCUGUUAAUUUUGGCGAAGGAUUAAGGUUACCUGUAGACCAAAGACAGAAUACAACUGCACUUCCAAUGCAUCUGGUAGAUGUGCUCACUGUAGGUGAUGGAGCUCAGCCUUUUGCCGAAACUUCUGGUAUGUACUUAAAGAAUACCCCUGUAUCAUCAAGUAACUUGACUGCUCAGAGCCCUUUGAUGCAGGUUAGAUGA